UGUUUUGAAAUAGUGAUUUUGUUUACUUAUGUUCCUUCUUUUCAGUUACAGCUGAAACUAAAAGAAUCGAACCACAUUUUGUGAAAUUUGUUAAAAUCACAGCAAAGCACAAAUGAAUUCUGCUAUAACACACAUAUUUCGUCGGCAAUUAUUACUGAGGGCUAAAAUCUCUCGUGACCUGACUAGUCUACCGUUCAAUCGACAGAUUCGUAAUGUUUGUCCAACGCAACGAUCCCUACAUCUACAAGCUGGUCCUGUUUUCAAUAAAGCUACUAUUCGAGAUGAGUUUUCGCAGCUGGAAAUCAAACAUGACCCCGACACGUUCGGAACAUUAUCACCAUUGGUGCCUGAGCCGGAAAAGUUAGACGAAGGUGAUAUAAAAGAGGAAAAUUUUAUCCAAAACUACCCUCCGCGAUCGCAGAAGUUGAGUACAAAACAGUACGCGGAUUUAAUCAAAAAUCACUUGAAAAAUCAACGAAUUAAAGAAGCAAUAGAUAUACUAGAAGUACGAAUGAAAGAAGAUCGUGUGGCGCCGGUUAACUACCUGUUCAAUUUAGUGAUUGGCGGAUGCGCUCGGGUUGGAUACAGCAAGAAAGCAUUUCAGUUGUACAACAAAAUGAAACAACGUGGAUUGAAAGUUACUGGUGGGACCUAUACCGCUCUUUUCAAUGCCUGCGCCAACAGUCCUUUUCUGGAAGAUAGCUUACAAAAAGCUAACAGACUUCGAGAAAUUAUGAUAGAAAAAGGUUAUGAACCAAAUGAAUCAAAUUACAAUGCAAUGAUCAAAGCUUACGGUAGGUGUGGCGAGUUGAAAACGGCUUUUCAAUUGGUAGAUGAUAUGAUUGUGAAAAAUUUGAACACCAGUACCGACACUUUCAAUUUUCUGCUACAAGCCUGCAUAAGCGAUGUUGAGUAUGGAUUCCGACAUGCUUUACUAGUGUGGCACAAAAUGUAUCGCAUGAAAGCCUUACCGGAUAUCUACUCGUUCAAUCUACUACUGCGAUGUGUACGAGAUUGCAAUAUUGGCGACUUGGAGACAACCGAACAGGUUAUAGAACAAAUUAUCUCUCACAGUGGGAUGCCAUUGUUACAUCAGGAUAGUUCGAAUCCUACUCUUCUCGGAGAUGGAACCGUGCCAAGUUCAAUCGAAACUCAGAUAGUAAAUGUUGUAAAAGAACCAGCUGCCCCAGAAGGAGCACCAAAUCUUCUGUCUCGUACACCUCAUUUGGGAAGCCUUAUCGGCCUUGGUGAAAUUAAAAAACCUGAAGAUCGCCUCCUAAUACUGGGCGGAGCAACGAGUUUUCUAGAAGAAAUGGAACAAGCAAAAAUACAACCUGACAUCAAAACUAUGACCGAACUGAUGGAUGUGAUUCCUCCUACGAUUGUAGCCGAAAAACAGAUUUUAUCCACCAUUCGAAGGUAUGGCAUAAAAUGUGACAUAGACUUUUUCAACAUUCUCAUUAAAAAACGUUCGAUGCGCUUCGAUUAUGAGUCGGCUCGGGAGGUCUUAACGAUGAUCAAAACUGCUCGACUAGAACCGGAUAUCGUCACAUAUGGAGUGUUGGCCCUCGGUUGCCGGACGCAAGAAGAAGCACGUUCUCUACUAAAAGAAAUGGACGACGCCGGUAUAAGAGUAAACAUUCAAAUCUUGGGUGCCAUGCUACGGCAAGGAACGGCAACACAAAACUUCCGCUACGUGACAGAUAUUCUCGAAAUUGUGAAACAACAACGCAUCAAACCGAACGGCAAAAUCCUACAGCAUUUGGAUGAUUUCAACCGGAAAUGUGAAAAGCAAAACAAACUCUACGAUCGGAAUCCCCGGAAGGUAGGGCGCCAGGAGUUUAAACUGGAAUACAACCGUUACAAAGUGAAGUUGGAGUACUGGAUGGAUCACAUGGGACUGAAGGGGCUAAAGUUGGAUGAAGCUCGAGGAAUAGUCAGGGAGCACCCGUGGGAACAAUUCAAACAGCCACAAGCCGACGGUUAUGAGGCGACCAAGAACCCUAAACAAAGGCAUAAAAAGAAAAAACAACAUUCUAUACGAAAGAUAAAGGUGGAAGAGUUAGAUGAAGGAAGGCAGCCAGAGAUAAUAAGGAUAGAGUAAGAACAAGGACUGAUUUUAUGAGAUCAUAGUAACCAUAGUUCCAAUAAAAUAUUGCACUUAUUUUCUUAUUCGUAAUAAGUCCUGUUGGUCCGAUACAUUUUAA
Molecule: messenger RNA, 2207 nt
Organism: Malaya genurostris
Lineage: Eukaryota; Metazoa; Arthropoda; Insecta; Diptera; Culicidae
Product: pentatricopeptide repeat-containing protein 1, mitochondrial
Exons: 2
Coding region: 113-2104 (663 amino acids)
Biological process (GO): tRNA 3'-end processing
Cellular component (GO): mitochondrial matrix
Molecular function (GO): tRNA binding; protein binding
Source: RefSeq, a predicted model, not a curated record